Brassicogethes aeneus is the source of this 1080-nucleotide messenger RNA. NCBI's taxonomy places the organism in Eukaryota, Metazoa, Arthropoda, Insecta, Coleoptera, Nitidulidae. The record is from the annotation of a GenBank genome assembly.
AUGGAGAAAGACUCACCAAGUUGGACUGUUAUUCAAUUUAUUGAUGAUAGGUCUGUAGAGGCUGUCCCAUCAUGUUGGAUUCAAGGGGAUUAUUGUCACUGGCCAUCUUACUCAAAAGAAAAAUUGGUAUCAGCGAUUAGAAAGUGUGAACCGUUAAACACAUGCUGGUCAAUAUUUAAAGUAAAAUUAUUUAGAGGGGCCACUUUUGAUGAUUAUAUGAUUGCUAGAAACAAAGCAAAGGUGGCAGAAGACACCAGCGAUCUUAAUACUGCUGAUGAAAAUGAAAAUCCUAAAAGAAAACGGGUACAAAAAAUUUUAAGUAGUAGUGACUCUGAUCAGUCAUCAGAAAAUGACUGUGUCCUGCCCCUUCCUCCAAAAUUAAGCAAAACAAGGAACAAGCAAUCAAACUCUCAAUCAGCAGUUGAAAUCCCAAGAAAUAAAAAGAAAUUUCAAGAGUCACAAACACAUUUUGAGCAGAUAGAUUUAAAUGAAAAUGAUAUGUUUCAUGGGAACCCCAGUGUAAAUUUACACCAGUGCAGUAAUUGUGACAACAAAGACCUUAAAACCAUAAUUCAACAAAAUCAUGUAUUAAGAGGCAUGCUUACCGAUGUAUUACAGGAAGUAAAAUUACUAAGGGAGCAGAAGGAAAACCAGAAUAUAAACGAUCAGGAAAUAAAAAACAGCAUUUUUAAAUGUCCAGGAAUAACCUUUCCCAUUAAUACUGACGACGAGUUUGAAAUUUUAGAAAAUUACUUAUCUGUUGAAAGUGACUUCGAAAGUGCGGUGGUUGAGCUAAGUAAAAUAGGAGGGUCCUCUCCAUAUGACCUUAUUAAAAGGAUUAUGACAUUACUAGUUUCGAAUAACCAAACAUUGAAGUAUAGCUGGCUGGGACGAAAAGGAAAAAAAGCAUUUAACAAGAGCAAAAUUGCUGCUGCACUAAUAAAAUCAGUUCAAAAGUCAGGUAUAGGAAAAGACAAUAAAGAGGUGGAAGUUGCCAUACAGGCUUGGCUAAGGAGGGCUUCGGACAGAAGGCUUCUUCUUGCCAAGAAGUUUUGAAUGAUUUAGGCAGAAAUAAAUAUG